Phanerochaete carnosa HHB-10118-sp is the source of this 3927-nucleotide messenger RNA. RefSeq lists its product as uncharacterized. The transcript is spliced from 14 exons. The record is from RefSeq and is a predicted model, not a curated record. Gene Ontology annotation, molecular function: oxidoreductase activity; FAD binding. The coding region runs from base 32 to 1756 and encodes 574 amino acids. NCBI's taxonomy places the organism in Eukaryota, Fungi, Basidiomycota, Agaricomycetes, Polyporales, Phanerochaetaceae.
CUGAGGCCCGAGUCUUCGGGAUCCCGCCACGAUGGUGCUUUUGAAUCACAUCCUAAGUUUCAGCGGUCUUUUCGUCUUGCUGACACAUGCAAAUAGCAGCCCACAUGCACCUUCGAGGUUGCUCGGAGUAGACUGGGACCUAUGGACUACACUCAAUGCCUCUGUCGACGGGCAUCUCCAUCUGUCAAGACCCUUCGAACUGCCAUGUUUCUCGUUAUUCGAAGGCCAGGCCGUCUCUCCGGACUCUCUGGGAUGCGCAGCUGUCCAAGCAAACUAUACCGACCCGGUCUUUCGCUCCGAACACUUCGGCGCGUACAUGCAAUCGCAGUGGGAAACAUGUCAAGCCACGGGCUCUGGCUGCCUUUUAGACGAUUCGGACCCUACGAACCCUGCAGCCUACCAAGAUAAAGACUGUCAGACAGGGAAUAUCGCCCCAGCCUACAUUGACGUCCAGACUGUUGAGCAUAUUCAAGCGGUGUAUGCCUUUUCGCUCAAGACCGGCGUUAGACUAUCGGUCAAAAAUAAGGGUCAUGACUACAAGGGCCGCUCCAGUGGCUGGAACACUCUCGGUCUAUGGGUUUCGCAUCUCAAUGCUGGCUUUAUGUCCUUCAAUGAAACAUUUGUGCCGGAGAGCUGCAACACUAGCUAUCGGGCUAUCACUAUCGGAACUGGAGUGGAAAUGCAACAGCUCUACGCCUUUGCCGAUCAGCAUAACGUCACCGCUGUCGGGGGAUACCACAGGACGAUUGGAACAGGCUAUUUCCUGGGCGGAGGCCACAGCAUUCUGUCCCCAGUAUACGGCCUGGGCGUCGACCGCGUGGUCGAAAUCAAGGUUGUGACUCCCGACGGUCGCUUCCGAACUGUAAACGAAUGCGAGGAUAGCGACUUAUUCUGGGCUCUGCGCGGAGGUGGCGGGAGCGCGUUUGGUGUAGUCACUGAGCUCACGAUGCGGGUGGAGCCCCAGCUGACUUUGCAAGCAGCUAUCAUCGAAUUCCCCGCCAACUUGUCAAACCUCGUGUCUUGGUACGAGCUCAUGGUUAACAACUCCCUUAGGUGGGGGCAGGAGGGCUGGGGAGGGCAUAUUGUUGGCGGCAGUUUGAUUCAUGUUAACCCGCUCCUCAACCAGUCCGCUGCUCAAGCAUCGAUGCAAGUUGCUAUCGAUUUCGCAGUUGCACAAGGCGGCUCCGGAUUGAUCGACGAGCUACCGUCAUGGAACGCGUUCUUCCUCAAAUACGUGACGUCUGCGGAAGCGCCCGUUGGUCCAGAGUUGAUGCUGGGAACUCGACUACUGAACACCUCGCUUUUUGCGACUGAUAGCGGAAAAAUCGCGUUAUCCGCGGCUAUUGCGAACGCUUUACCUUUCUCGACCCCUUAUAUCGUGGUCGGCACUCCGUUUUUAUUUCCGUAUGUCGAAGGCACGACCAGCGUCACGCCCGCUUGGCGCACUUCUCUGUGGCAUUUCAGUGUAAAAGAACGAUUUUAUUUCAAUAGCACUCUGCAGGACCGUCAGUCGGAGUAUGCACAAGUUGACCAGCAUAUUCAAGUGUUCCGCAACUUGACGCCAGGAAGUGGUGCUUACUUCAACGAGGGCGAUGUUUACGAGCCUGAUCAUGAACAAUCAUACUGGGGAUCUAACUACAAAAGACUACUGGAAAUCAAGGAGAAGUACGAUCCCUACCGUAUCCUGGACUGCUGGCAAUGCGUUGGGUGGAGGGGCGCAGGUGAUCCUCUAUAUGCGUGUUACGUGCAGAUCUAGAGACGGGUUCAUAAAGCAAGCUAUUCCCUUGCCCAGGUAACUGAAACAUACGUGGAAUUCAAUUUAGGUGCCGUAGAGCAACUCUAGUACUCUGUAGCAUACGAUGAAAUCUACAAGAAUUACGAUCCGUCUGCCUAAGUACACCCAGAGCUUCCUAGCAUGCAUCCAAUUGUUCAAAACUUGCUACUCGGGCAUUGACUAGCUCCGUGGAGAUGCGCGUGUCCGAGCUCAUGCCACAUUAGCAGGUAUUCGAAGCUUGAGCUUGAGGUCGAAGGAGAGACACUGCGAAUAACUUCGCAGUUUACAGCCUCAGAUGCAACUGACACGUGAAGGAUAUAGUGGCCUUUGCUACUAACAUAUCGUCGCAAGAAGCGUAUAUAUGCGUGGCCUUAGCAUCAUGGAGGGCCAGUCCAAUAACACCGGAGCCGUGCACAGCCGUUGUACGAGCGUCAACGACAUUCAUCCUGACCACUCCCAUCUUAGCUGCUGCGUCUGUCGCAGGACAUCUAACCUUCCAGCAGGCAUUCUGUCCAGACAUCGCUUUUGAAUUUUGUCUACCAAUAAGCAGUGUCAGUGGUCCGUUCCUUCGCCUGACCGCCAGGACCGACAGCUUCUUCCUCUUCCGUGAGGCAUGUUACUUUCACGAGCUCGCCAAGGUUCCAUAGCUGCCAUUCAGGUGACGCGUACAAUGCCCUUCCGAGCCUGAGCUCCUUCAAAGGGCGCUCGCAGCGUAUCCGCCGCCUCAGGAACUGCACCAGGAUGCCAUGAUUCUCGUGGUCGACCUCGGUGAGCGUGAGGAUUUCGAGCUUGGGGAGGAGGUCCUCCGCGUCGUACAUGGAGGCCAGUCCAUCCAAGACUCCAAGAUAGGUAGUUGCGCCGUCUGUGAGGUCGAGGUGGACGAGGUUCGGCAUCUUCCGGAAGAGGUGCCCGUUGUUCGGCCAGGACUGGCAGAUCCCGCGCAGGAGCCGUAGCUCGCGCAGCGCAGGGAAGGUGUGGUGCGGGUACGCGACGAUGGCGGACGACAUGUCGGACCUGAUCGGGCCCUGAUCGCAGACGAGCGUCUCGAGCGCUGGCGCAUCGAACCAGUCGAAGAGAUCCUCCCAGUCGGUGAUUAGAAACGUGAGCAGUUUGAGGUGCGGGAAGGUCGCGGUAUGGACGAUCCCGUUUCUGCUGUGCGCGCAUUGGGCUUCGUCCAGAGUGAGCUCCACAAGCUCCGGUGCGGCCAGUGAGAGCUGAAGAAGUUCCCGAUCGGAGAUUGUGCCGCAGCCGAAGUACAGCUUCUUAAGAUGUCGGAGAGGUGUAGACGGGGAGAAUGUCAUGGCUACGCGCAGAACGGCAAGCUCCGUCAAGCCCGGGCAAUCGGGUAAGGUCAUAACGCCCGGGAGGUUGUUCAUGUGUCCCGUGUGCCAUAGCGCAAGAUAUUUGAGGGAAGGAAAACUCGCGCGCCCAAUGACCUCGAGAACAGUCUGUAGGAAGACCGAGUGGCUCGUCUCGAUGUCGAAGUGUUGCCAGCGCGAUGAAUAUUGAAGGAGAUCGGUAAGGCUUUGCAAAUAUGCUCCAACCCAGGGAGGCGACUGAACCGCGAUAGAGUUGCCUGUGCUCCUCCUGCUGUCGACAUCUUUACCCGUGCAGAUGAUAUGGAGAGGGAGUGACCCGGAUCGCUGCAGCCAGAGUGCCAAAAGCUCCGCGGAGCGACCGAGAUGAAGGCAGCUCCACAGACGGGGAAACCCUAGUGCAGUCUGCCUCCACCGCCGGCAGACAUGAGUAGGAAUUGUCGGGUUGCGCUCAAGCGCGCACCGACGGUCGAGCGGGAUGUGCUCGUAUGCGAUCUCGAAUAUCUCCAUGAGAACAUCAUCAGGUAGGGUGUAGACGGAAGCAAACUCGGCUGUCUCUACAGCGUUCUGUUUGAGACCAGCCUCUAUACGAGCGUACUCGCAGAGUAAUUCCUCCUUCUUGCUUUCGAGAACGGUCCGUUCUGCUGCAAGCUCGGCGAGCCUUGUCGAUUUCGUGAUACUGUCCACCGUAUUCCGCGAAUACGUAAGCAUUAGCUCACAAGUUAGCUGCGUCCCGCGAUACAAAGUCCAGGAUAAAUGAUGUGUAAAAUUUAUUGGAACAACACUCGAAGCGUACGUACCAUGAAGCAGCGCGGUGCAGUGAGGGCGAGACGGAAG